AAUAAAGAAUACAGGAAUAUGAAAAAGAAAUGGCAAAGCAUAUAAAAUUAAUACUUGAUUAAAAGUUUGAAGUUUUUUGCUUUCAACAAUAAAAGCGUAAGCAAAAGUGAUUCAUCACGUUUUCAUAGAAAUGUCUUGAUAUAAAUUAAAGUGAUGUUGCCUGAAACAGAAGAAAAUGUUGCAAAUAUGACAGAAGAGGAUGAAAAUCAACCAGGCUAUGAGUAUAGAACACAAAAUGAGACAAUUGAUUCACGAGUAGUUCAAGGUGAAGAUCUUCACGAAGAAAUGACAGAAAUGAGUUUUUCUGGAUCAUGUCAAGAUACUUUAUUAAUUCAUGGCUUAGGGCAAAGGGAAAAUAAUGAUAUUACUAGUGUUUGCACUACUAGUACUUGUGUAUCAGACCAUGAGUCUAAUUCUAGUAAAGUAAGUAUUGUGACUGUUGUAUUUCCGUGGGGUGCUCAAAAAGAAAUAAUGAAAUCUCAGCAAAUUGAGGAUAAUAAUCUUCGACCAGGGGAGUUUGUGAUGCAAUCCCUAUUUGCAGAUUUUACAAUUCAAGCUGAAAAGAAAAUGGAAGCUGUUAUGACAGAAACGGAAAAGCCACUUUCUAAAGUUUUACAAAGAGGUGAAGAUUCUCAGUUUGAUCAACUUUUAUCUGCCUUUGGAUCGGUCGCUGAACAUUGUCUUCCUUCCAUAUUGCGAGUUCUAUUUAAUUGGUAUGAGAGGCAAUUUAUUGAUCAUGGAUCAGAUCAAAAAAAAAUUGCUGCUGCAAAAGAAGAUCAGAAAGGGAAAAGUAUAAUGUAUACAAUAGUAUCAGGAAGUGUAGAAACAAUUGAAAAAAGUGAAGCUGAUCUACUUCAAGAGAGAAGAGAUUUGGCAGUAGAAUUUAUUUUUUGUUUAAUGUUGAUUGAGAUAUUAAGACAAUUACCAUUUCAUCCAGGUCAUGAAAAUUUAGUUUUAUACAUUGAAAAUAUUGCUUUUAAGCAUUUUAAAUAUAGAGAAGGCAUUCAAAAUGAACCAAAUGCAGGAAAUAUUCAUAUAAUAGCAGAUUUAUAUGCUGAAGUAAUAGGUGUUCUUGCACAGUCUCGUUUUAUGUCUGUUCGUAAACGUUUUGUAUUAGAAUUAAAAGAUUUGCGCGCUAAAGAGCCUGGUCCACAUACAACACAGUGCAUAAUUUCAUUAUUGAUGGGUAUGAAAUUUUUUAGAGUUAAGAUGGUGCCUAUAGAAGAGUUUGAAGCAUCUUUUCAAUUUAUGCAGGAAUGUGCUCAAUAUUUUUUAGAAGUAAAAGACAAAGAUGUAAAACAUGCACUAGCUGGUUUAUUUGUAGAAAUUCUUGUUCCUGUUGCAGCUGCUGUGAAAAAUGAAGUUAAUGUUCCUUGUUUGAAAAAUUUUGUAGAAAUGUUAUAUUCUACGACGUUAGAUAUGUGUACAAAAAAUAAACAUCGUCUAGCACUUUUUCCAUUAGUUACAUGUCUCUUAUGCGUUAGUCAAAAAAUCUUCUUUUUACAAAAUUGGCAUUAUUUUUUAGCAAUGUGUCUCUCUCAUUUAAAAAAUCGAGAUCCUAAAAUGUGUCGUGUUGCUUUAGAAGCUCUUUAUCGUCUUCUAUGGGUAUAUAUGAUUCGGAUAAAGUGUGAAAGUAAUUCAGCAACACAAAGUCGUCUACAAAGUAUCGUAAAUUCGUUGUUUCCAAAAGGCUCGAAAGCCGUAGUGCCUCGUGAUACACCUCUCAAUAUCUUCGUAAAAAUUAUUCAAUUUAUAGCACAAGAAAGAUUGGAUUUUGCGAUGCGUGAGAUUGUCUUUGAUUUACUUUCCGUUGGUCGACCUGUUAAAAUUAUUCUUACCCCCGAACGUAUGAGCAUUGGUUUGCGUGCAUUUCUCGUUGUUGCUGACAGUCUCCAGCAAAAGGAAGGUGAACCACCAAUGCCAAGAACUAUGGGUGUUCUACCAAGUGGAAAUACAAUGCGUGUGAAAAAAACAUAUUUAAACAAGAUGCUGACGGAGGAUACGGCAAGGAGCAUUGGUAUGUCCUCGUAUUUUCCUCAUGUACGACGUGUUUUCGUGGAUAUCCUGCGAGCUCUUGAUGCACACUAUGGACGACCCCUCAUGAUGACGAGUACACAAAACAUGAAUAAGGAACCCGAUGAGAUGAUUACUGGCGAGCGUAAGCCGCGCAUUGAUUUGUUUCGUACGUGUGUGGCUGCAGUACCGCGUCUUAUACCUGACGGGAUGACUGGACCCGAACUCGUUGACAUGCUCGCGCGACUCACUGUUCACAUGGAUGAGGAAUUGAGAGGCCUAGCUUAUCAGAGCUUGCAGACACUUGUUCUUGAUUUUCCAGAUUGGCGACAGGAUGUCAUACUUGGAUUCACACAGUUUUUAGCUCGAGAUGUACAGGACACAUUUUCUCAAUUACUUGAUAAUGGGUUACGUAUGUUAUUGCAAUUGCUGACUUGUUGGAAAAAUGCUUUGGUGAAUCCAAGCACUAAAACAAAGGAACAGCCGGUCGAUAGCAUGAGAUUGAACAAUCGGAUAAUCGUCGAUGUUGGACUAAAGAAAAACGAAGUUGCAAAUCAGAAAGUUGAAUCUGUUCCAAACGUUUUUCAUCUUGUGGAAGGUUUUUCUCUUGUAAUGCUUUGUAAUUGUCGAUUAUAUCCUCGACGUCUAGCCGUUCACAUUUUAAGGGAAAUCAAACUUUUACUAAAAACAUUUGCUAGUUUAGAAGAUGAUCAACCAGUAAUUGAUGUAAUUGACGCUUACUGCCCAUCAGUUUUAGAGAAGUAUUAUUAUAUGCUUCCACCUGCAGAAAAGGCAGCUGCUGCUUCAACAUCAAUUAUUGAUUUACAAUGGAUUGCAGAUAGAAGCAGUUGUGUCUGGACAGCUGGAUUCCAUGAUGAAAAUAGCUCUAAAAGCUCUUCAUUAUUAAAUUUAAAUGGAGUUGAUCCAUGGAGUAGUUGCUUAUUUACAUUUUUAGAAAAAGAUAGAGUUUUAACACAGUGUCCAAAUGCUAUUGCUCAUUCAUGGCCUAUAGUUUUCAGUCGUAUAAAUUCUUUAUUUACUGUUAUUGAUCCUACACCUGUAAAUGAUAAUAGAGCAUCGCUAUUGCGAAGUUCUACAGCCAUUCGUAAACCAUUAAACGAAAGAGAUGUUUACAUGCAUGUUUGGAAGAAUUAUUUAACUUUUGGUUAUCGUGUUAUACCUCCCAUUCCAAGCCCAAUAAUUCGUUGUGCGAGUCCAGAUCUAAGUUUAAGUGGUCAACAUACGGUGGAGUUUGGUGUAUUGUGCAUGAGUAAGGAGUUAAGUCAGAGCCUGGAGAACCUCGGUGGGGCACAAACCCUACCGAGCCGCUUUUCCGUACCGUCCAUAUCCGGAAUCUACACGAAGCAUAAACGGACAAGUUCAUCUCCGGACAGUUUAUCGGCAGAACGAGGUGACAAUAAAGCACCCGGAACAAACGCAAAUCCAUCCGCAUUUUACAAGUUAACGGUUCCGUUGUUAAGAUGUGAAACUAUUGAUGUACGUGAUGCUGCCGUUUAUGCAAUUGGGAAAGUGAAUGCUGAUGCACUCAAGGAUUUGAUGGAAGAACUGGUACCUUAUAUUCGCGAAGCUGUUGACCGCAAGCAAGAAAAUAUGAGGCGACGUAGAAGGCGUGAUGCAUUAAGGCUUCAGCUAGUGCGUCUGUUAGAAUUAAUUGCUGAAUAUGGAACUUUCGGAAUUUGUCCUGCUGUAUUGGAUCGAGAAACACAAUCUCUUCAUCCUACAUUUGUAGAAUAUAUAGAUGGUGCUCGUUUAUAUCUAGAAAAUGAAACUGACAAAGAAGCUCCAGCAGUAAGAGAUAUUAAAUUACAUUUUUGUAAUUUUAUACGAAAAAUGCUCAAGAGUUUUUCAUUGGAAGUCUGUCACACACUGCUAAAACGUGAUUUGCGACGCAACCUCUUUACACUAUUUGCUAGUUGGGCUGGAUCAUACGGCAAACCCUUAACGAGUACCACUCUUGCUUAUGAAGAAGAGAAAUUCUCUGACCUACAAAUGUCAGCCCUUCAGGCAAUGAGCGGUCUGUUAUGCUGUGGACCUUGUUUCAAUGCCCAGAGUUUGUCUGAAGAAGGCUCAAUACUCUAUCAAUGGCUAGAUCUUUUGUUGGCAAGCGAUGAUGAAAAAAUAUAUAGCCUUGCUUGCGAAACAAUUGUAUUACUGCUCGAAGGUAAUCCUGAUAUUGGUGCGCUUCUCGAUUGGGUCGUUGAUCGCUGUUAUACAGGUUUGCCCCAAGUAGCAGAUGGUUGUUUUCUCGCACUAGCAACUAUUUUCAGUGCUCGCGAAUAUCCCUGUGAUCAUUACACAAGUAUCAUCAAUGUGACACUUAUGAACACCGGUUGUCCUCGAGCUUCGGUGCAUGACGCUGCUCUUCAACUACUACAAUUGUUGGAUCAGCGGUUCUUUGGCAAUGUUCGGUCAAUACCAGUCUCGGAUUCUGAUAUUGAGGAUCCGACAAUUUCUGUAACAACAAAUACGGCGGGUGUUGCUGCGGUUAUUCCUGGCACCGGCUCAGCAUCCACGACAACGGUGCAACCAGGACCAUGCAUUGCUUUACGUGGUGGUACUUUAAAUGCUUUACUCACUACAACUUACUGUCGUAACCAAAAGUAUUUAUCGCGGCAACUGGCUCAACUGCACCCUGAACUUACGAUGCCCAUGUUUAGCGAAAUUACUCACAGAUUCCAGGCAGCACGUCAGGAAGUACGCCAACUGCUGUUACAAUAUUUACUACCAUGGUUACAUAAUAUGGAACUCGUUGAUCCUAAUGUACCACCACUUUUAACUCCUCUUAGUUACUAUCAGUCUUAUGAAAAUGGCGUAACACAUGGAAGCUCAAGACGCGAAGGCUGGGGUAGUGUCGAAGCUACAGAAAUGGUCCUUAACAAUUUGUUUUAUAUAACAGCUAAGUUCUCAGACGAGCACCCAAAGGAAAUCGAAGAGUUAUGGGCAACUCUAUGCAGUUGUUGGCCAAACAAUUUGAAAGUAAUCAUUCGAUACCUCUUCAUCAUGUCAGGCAUGGCCCCGCAGGAACUUCUACCAUAUGCUAAACGCGUGGCAUUGUAUUUGGCUCGUGCUCGAUCCGAUCGUCUUGUUGAUGAAAUGAUGAUAGAAUUGCAAACAGUAGAAACGCUUAAUUGUCUUAUUGAGAGGAUGGAAACACCACCAUUUUACCGGUUAACGAGUAUGCGUAAAACUUCCUCACAUAGUGAUGCACCGGCUGCAGAUCCUGGUAAUCCAACUAAAGAUUUGGGUGUUGAGAAAGGUACUAUACACACCAAACGGCACUCCGGAGAGGAUCCAAUAAAAACCGGAGUUUCUAAGUCAGAUACUGCUUUGCGUAGUGCAACUGGUUUUCCUAACACUCGGACGGAAAAAUCACACGCUACUAGUGGCCCAUCUCUUCUCCCUGAUGAACUUUCUACUCCUAUGACGGAAGCGGAGUUCUUUGAUUUUCAGUUAACAUCUGAAGAUGCUUUCUAUAUACGUAAUGUGCCCGUAGUAUUCAAUGGGCGACCAGUUAUCAAUAUUGGUGAGAAGCUCGACGUACCUCAACCUCAUCCUCUACCAAUGCCCGAGUACGGCGGGUACUUCGCCCCACUAACCGAAUACCUGCCCGACAGCUCACAGCCAAUUAGCAGCUUUCACAGAUGCAACAUAGCAGUGAUGCUGUUGAUUGACGUUGUUAUUGAUGGUAUCCAACUUGACUGGGCCAUCCAUGUGCCACUGAUGCUUCACAUUAUUUUUCUCGGACUAGACCACUCGCGACUCAUAGUACGUGAUCAUUGUCGCCUUUUACUUCUUAACAUGCUUGUUGUCCUUGGUGAUCAUCGUGAUCAUCUCGGAAUUGCUCGUGUCCUUCUUGCAAAUAAGACAGACCUGUUAGAUUUUGGGCUUUCAACACCCCUUCUACCAGUGCUUGAACAUAAUUUUACCGAGGAUGAUCCAGAGUUUGAUAGUUACCUAUAUGGACCACCAUCUUCAUAUCCGUCACCAUCAACAAAUAUCAAUAAUACAAUUGUAGUAUCAACGUCACCACAUUCCCAAUCACCAUUGCCUCCGUGUACACCAUCCUCAUCACCUCCACCAUCACCGCCAUUACCUCCUCCGCCACUGUCAAUACCCUUGACUGAAACAUCGUCCUCGCCCACGCUUUCGUCAUCGCAAUCAUCGUCCUCCAACAAUGUCAGCCCGGUACAUUCGCCCGUAAACGCAGGGAUCACACCACCUGUGUAUUCCUAUGAUUCAUCUUGUCAACAUGGAAAUUGGCCUACAGGUACGAGAAUGGCCACCGUUGCACCACCUGUUAUUGUUACUCGUGAAGAUGGAGGAAAUUGGACUGGACCUCAACCUGGCUCAAAUAUGUUAAUUCAAGAUGUGAUCAAAUCAUUAAUACAUUUUCUUGCAUCGAGAGUUAAUCAACCUUUAUGGAACUAUGAAGAUAUGACGGCCAAAGUUUGGUGGGUACGAAGUGCUGAGCAAUUGACUAUCCUACUUCGUCAUGUGCUUAAGAUAUUCCGUGAUUCAUUACCGCAUGCUCUGGUGAGUCAACGUUGGGCUCAAACUGCUUUACAAUUGGGCCUGUCUUGCUCAUCUCGACACUAUGCUGGAAGAUCACUCCAGGUGUUUCGAGCUCUUAGGGUUCCGAUAACCUGUCGUAUGCUUUCCGAUAUUUUAUCCAGACUCAUAGAAACCAUUGCAGAACAAGGAGAAGAUAUGCAGGGCUACGUUACUGAGCUUCUGUUAACACUCGAGGCUGCAGUUGACUCCCUUGAAUCCGAUUUUCGGCCGUUGGAUUUUAUGAAAGAGAUCUUCAAAUCAACACCAAAUUUGAAUAAUAAAGACGCGGUGACAAGCUUAACAAAGCGAUGUUCAACGGGCACAACGGGAUAUUAUCCUUCUGGGCCACAAAUUUUUUCUUUUUUGAAUCAGCAAGGCCAUAUUCGUAGUACCAGCUACUCGGUUAGUUAUUCUAUGCGAAAAUCGACGGCAGCUAAUACAACUGUUAGUGAAACUAAAGAAUUAGAAAAUCGCAUAGGAGGCAUUAAAUACACAAAUUCAAGUCUUUCUCGCUCUCGUUCGGCUCAAUCUCUAAAACUCCUUGGUGAUUCCGCAACUCAGGAUGAUAAAAUGACAAUACUAGCGCAACUGUUCUGGUUAUCUGUAUCUCUCCUUGAAUCAGACUACGAACACGAAUUUCUCUUGGCUCUACGACUUCUCGAUCGAGUACUACAUCGACUUCCUUUAGAUCGCCCGGAUGCUCGCGAUAAAGUUGAAAAACUUCAACAGCAGUUAAAGUGGACGUCAUUUCCCGGUGUACACGCUCUAUUGCUUAAGGGAUGUACGAGUCCAAAUACAUAUGAAGCAGUAGUAGCAUUGUUGUCACAAUUUACUUUAUUGCUGGAUUUACCGGUAGUGGAUCCGACACAAAGUUUGGCCUUUCCGAUGAAUGUAGUUUCAUUACUGCCGUAUAUGUUACUGAAUUAUGAAGAUGCAAAUGAGUUAUGCAUCAGAAGCGCUGAGAACAUUGCUCAGAUAAGUGGAGAAAAAGGAAAGAAACUAGAGAACUUGGGAACAGUAAUGACUUUAUAUAGCCGUCGCACCUUUAGCAAAGAAAGUUUCCAAUGGACAAAAUGUGUUGUUAAGUAUCUAUAUGAUACUUAUGCUCAUCUUAGUUUAAAUAUGCUCGCAUUUCUUAUCGAAGUUUUAGAAAAGGGCCCACCUAACAUUGAUUUACCAAUACUGAGCAUUAUUCACUGUAUGUUGCAUUAUAUGGAUAUUUCAUCCCAAGGAGCACAAGCCACCAAUACAGAAUUACUUAGAGUCAUAUCAAAAUAUAUCGAGGGUCCAUAUUGGAAAGAAUCUUUGAAAAUUUUGAAACUUGUGGUAACUAGAUCAUCAACAUUAGUAGCACCACCAACAAAUAUUCAUGCCUCAACCUGGGAAUCUUCAAUUGCUUCGCCACAUCCAAGUUUUAAUGACAAUGAAAUUUUUACCAAAAAAGAAUUACCUGGUAGAACUAUGGAUUUUACAUUUGAUCUAUCACAAACACCAGUUAUAGGUAAGCGUUGGCUUAUACGACAAAUAAAUGAAGAAAAAAAUGCCACUUUACUACAAAGAUCUAUAUCAUUAUCUCCAGCAGAUAAUGGCCCUAUUUCUGGUUGGAAGAGACCAUGGAUGUCUCAAAGUCGAGUAAGAGAAUGUUUAGUGAAUUUAUUGACAACUUGUGGUCAACGAGUUGGAUUACCAAAGAGUCCAUCUGUGAUAUUUAGUCAAAGUUCAGAUUUAAUGGAGAGGCAAUCAUCAAUGGCCUCAUCUACAGAAGAAGUUUCUGGUGCAAAUAAUGAUCUAAGUGGAGGAUCACGACGAGAUGAAGACCAGUUUGGUGUAUUUAAAGACUUUGACUUUCUGGAAUAUGAAAGUGAAAGUGUUGAGGGCGAAAGUACAGACAACUUUAAUUGGGGUGUUAGACGUCGUCCUCUUAGUGAAGGAGAAGAACGAGAACCAAGUCUGCGAAUAUUUGAAGAAAGUCUUAGUGAAAAAACAGUUUCUUCAAACAAACAAAUUAUUCAACGUGGAGUCGCUGAAGAGUCCUCAGAUGAUGAAAUUGGUUCGGAAUCACCAUUAGAUGAAGUUCCAAAUGGACAAGGAACUAGACAAGAGGCUAAUAUUCCUAGUAUUUUUCCAACGCCUACAUUGUCAUUAAUACCAAGUCGAAAUCGAUGUGAUUCUUCAACAAGAUCUGAUACUUCUGGUUCAAGUACUGGAGAUUUGGGUGAUGUAACACCAUGCAAUGUAUCACCAAAUCUGUCAACAUUAAUCACUUUCAAACAAAUAGUUCGUGAUGAUGCUGAAGAAAUCUGGAAGCAACAAAUACAAAAUUUAAUAGCGCAGAAUCCUUGCAAUCCUUUAGAUGUUUUUCAGCUUCUUAGUAAAAUUUUGAAAGAUGUUUGUGGUAAAUCUGUUGGGCUUACUCGUGAAGCAGUUUCUCUACUGAACAGUGGGAGUGCAGUUUCUGUACAAUUAGCAGCGCAUUUAUUUAGCCACAUUGAAUUAUUAGUUUCGAAAUCUGAGCUGCCCAUUGUAUGGUUUGCUUCUCCAGUUUUUGCUAAUCAAAGACUAUAUGAAAUCUUGAGAUUUGGAUUACUGGAGAUUCAGGAACAUCUUGAAACCUUCUUAGAUAAAAAAGAUCACGCUUAUGAGUAUCUGGAAACCAUGAAAACAGUAAAUAAACUUAAUUCUCUUGAAGAAUCAAAUUCACAUACAGUGAAUAGUCUUGAGGAAAUGUUUCUUGACCUUGGUCGUGCUCAUUACAAACUUCAUUUUCAACUUCUACUGCUUAUUGAAGCAUCAAACAAAAUGCUCUGUGCCCUUACUAGUGCAGCAAAAAAUUCACAAGAGAGUCUUCAAGAUAUGUCUGCAGAAAUUGCGAGUAUGCGGCAGUCUCUAACUCGAUCCCUCGAGACAGCCAGUAUUGAAGGGGAUAGAGGCACACAAACACCCAGUCCUAGCCAAUUACCAGAGGUUGGAAAUAGUAGCUGUGGAAAUGAAGAACUGACAAGAGUAGCUGAAUUACUUAAAGCCGGUAAAUGGACUAGCGCCCUAGAAAUCGUUAGAGUACAGAGAGCUCAAUGGAUCAAUGAUCCUUUUCAUGAUGACGAUGACGUCACUAUCGCUGUCAACAUAUUCUGCAGGCAUCUUGGCCAAAAUAGAACUGAUAUUUUUGUAGUAACAAAAAGUGAAGAUGACAUGAUUGAAACAUUUAGUAGACUGAUGGAGAGUCUCUUUAGAGUUUUGGCUUCUAUAACAAGUCUGGAAACUUACAUAAAAACUUUACGAAUUCAAAAUGAACAUUCAAAUCAUUCAAAAGCAGAUUGCUAAUAUGAUAUUUUUCAAGGAUAUUUAGUAACAAUUUUUAUUGAUAUAUAUUAUAAUUUUAUUGAUUAUUGUCCAAGUACGUUUUAUGUACAAAAUGUGUAUACUAA
This is a messenger RNA of Ceratosolen solmsi marchali, 10010 nucleotides long. RefSeq names its product microtubule binding protein furry (gene fry). The transcript has 49 exons. NCBI's taxonomy places the organism in Eukaryota, Metazoa, Arthropoda, Insecta, Hymenoptera, Agaonidae. Bases 154 to 9906 code for a protein of 3250 amino acids. The record is from RefSeq and is a predicted model, not a curated record. Gene Ontology annotation, biological process: neuron projection development; cell morphogenesis. Gene Ontology annotation, cellular component: site of polarized growth; cell cortex.